Molecule: messenger RNA, 1407 nt
Organism: Raphanus sativus (radish)
Lineage: Eukaryota; Viridiplantae; Streptophyta; Magnoliopsida; Brassicales; Brassicaceae
Product: dof zinc finger protein DOF2.4
Exons: 2
Coding region: 184-1107 (307 amino acids)
Biological process (GO): regulation of DNA-templated transcription
Molecular function (GO): DNA-binding transcription factor activity; DNA binding
Source: RefSeq, a predicted model, not a curated record
UUCAUCCUCACACUCAAUCUUCUCCUUUCUCCCUUCAUUCUCUUUGUUUUUUCUCUUUGUUGUGAACCCUCUAUUAGAUCUAGUUCUAAUAUCACCCACCAAGAAAAAAAGAGAAAAGAAAAAGGAAUACAGCUUUACUUUAAGAAUUUUGAAGAAUAAAAAAUCAAAAGAGAGUGUAUAACCAUGGUUUUUUCCUCCAUCCAAGGUUAUCUUGAUUCAUCCAACUGGCAACAAUCUCCCCCGAGCAAUUAUAACCAGGGCGGUGAAAGAGCCUCAGCAACCGGCGGUCAUGGUUUUGUUCCUCAGCUGCAGCCACUAUCUCAGCCGCAGUCUAAUGGUAGUGGAAGCAGUGGCUCGAUCCGCCCAGGAUCGAUGGUGGAUAGAGCAAGACAAGCAAACGUAGCCAUACCCGAAGCCGCACUGAAAUGUCCAAGAUGCGAAUCCACCAAUACCAAGUUCUGCUACUUCAACAACUACAGCCUCACUCAGCCACGCCACUUCUGCAAAACCUGCCGGAGAUACUGGACACGUGGUGGUGCCCUCCGCAACGUCCCCGUAGGUGGUGGCUUCCGGAGAAACAGGCGUACUAAAAGCAGCAACAACAAUAACAGCACCGCCACUAGCAACAACACAAGCUUCUCCUCCGCGGCCUCGGGGAAUGCAUCAACCAUCAGCGCGAUUCUCUCCUCGAACUAUGGAGGAAACCAAGAGAGUUUCUUGAGCCAGAUUUUGUCUCCAAUGAAGCUAAUGAAUACUACUAAUACUACAGAUAACAGCAUGAGCUUGUUGAACUGUGGAGGAUUGAACCAAGACUUGAGGACAAUCCAAAUGGGAAGCUCUGGUGGCUCGCUUAUGAGCUGCGUUAAUGAGUGGAGAUCGACGCAUCAUCAGCAGCCACAUAGUUUGGGAGGUGGAAACUGUGGGGAUUCUUCUAAUACUAAUCCAUCUUCAAAUGGCUUUUACGCUUUUGAAUCGCCGAGGAUAACUUCUGCUUUAGCGUCGCAUAUUUCUUCGGUUAAAGCUGAAGACAAUCCUUACAAAUGGGUUAAUGUCAAUGGUAAUUGCUCUUCCUGGACUGAUCUUUCUAGUUUCGGCUCUUCUCGUUAAGUUCAACAAAAAAAAAAAAGAAAAAAAUGAGUACUUGUUGAUGAAAAACCCUAGUUACAGCUUAUUAGAUUAACUUUGUCUUGUUUUACGUUUUUGUUUAGUUUAUGUUGUUUGCAACUUCCCUCUUUGUCGAUCUAUGGUUCUACGUACGUAGCUUAAGUUAUUGGGUGUGUCUGAGACUGUUCAUUUGUUCUUUUUGUCAACACUUUGUUAUCAUACAUCUGGUCUUAGUGUCUUAAACGGAUCUUAUAUCUGUCGAAUUAUUAAAACAUGAUGAUAUGUUGAAUGAGUUAAUUUUAC